CACACACAGGAGGGCGACAUGAAGGCGGUGGGCGGUUGACAGGACAGUUUGAAUCCUGAAACCAACGGUGUGAGCUGCUGAUACACAGGUGUGGGAUUGACUGCUGCUCUUGUCGCUGGUUCACUUCAGCUUGUAGCCACCAAUGUUGCUUGGUUGCCGCAGUGGAUUCAUCAACCAGCUUGCCCAGGGUUGUGACAGACUUGCUGCUCCUCAUGUGAUUUUGAAACCUGAAACUGCGUGACCUCGGUCGUGUAACCUUGCCAUGGUCCGAUGGACCUCUGCGUCUUGACUUUCCUGCUCUCCUUUUGCCUUUGGGUGUUUGCCUGGGAGCUCAGGUGGAAAAGGUUUGGAGAAAAACGUAUUGAAGAAUGGCUCAGCACCAACAAUCUGCUCAAGUACAAACAUGUCUUUGAAGAUGUACAGAGUUUGGAGGAGCUGGCUCUGCUGAGCAUCUCCUCGUGGCUCGAGGCAGAUUCUCUGGCGUACAACUCAGUGCAGGAGAUCGAGGCAGCGCAGUGUCAGCUAGUGAAGGAGCUGGCUCUGGAGGAGUGGCUCUGCUCACAUGGUCUGGAUCAUUACUAUCAAACGCUGAAGUCUCUGGGCUGCAACACGCUCACUGACCUGGUCCACUUUGACAGUAACUUGCGGGUCGCUCUCGCAGGCUGGGGCUACUUCUAUGGUGACUACCACAAGCUCGGGAGCAAGAUUCUCCAGAUUACGAGGGGACACCUGGAGUGGGAGCACAAGUUGAAGCUCGUCCACAACUUGGCUGAAAGGCGUAGAAUUAAAAAGUGGUCUGCAGUGGGAGCAGUAGUUUUUGCCUCUGGUGUCACACUUUGCACUGUAAAGAGAGACCUAAUGUUUGUCAUUAUUGGUGGCCUCACAGUGUCCAUCAUUGCCUUCUUCUUCACUCUCAAGUUUUUUUAUGAGCUCGUAGCACGAGUCGUCAGCUUUGUUCAGAAUGAUAACCGGGGCAGGCGAGGGGACCGCACCAUAUACGACUAUGUCCGUGGGAACUACCUGGAUCCAAUCUGUCUGGUCACCUGGGAUUGGAAGGACCCUCAGGAAGUGGGCCACAUCAUGACCUUCCGAGUGCAUUUAUUCUACAAGAAUGGGCAGCCAUUCCCAGCACAUCACCCAGUGGGAUUACACAUUCACAUUUCUCACCUGGAACUGGGGCUGGACGUUCCUGUCACACAGGAGGUGCUUCAGGAGCAGAACAGCAACGUGAUCAAGGUGGGCUUCACUGUGCGGAAAGCAGGAAGGUAUGAAAUUGCAGUCAAACUCGGAGGAUUGAACGUUGCCUACAGCCCAUACCACAAAACAUUUCAGCCCGGACCAGUGAUUCCUACAAAAACGAAAAUUCUCUACCACUUCUCGACACUGGUGCUGACAGUGGGAGAACAGCACAUGCUGGAGAUCGCACCCCGUGACGAGUAUGAUAAUCCGACAAACAACGCACUGGCCAUUGUUGACAAGGACAAUUACAAGCUGGAGGUUAGAGAGCUUGGCCUCCCUGAAAACGAGACCUCAGAUGCUUUGUUUGAGAACUCCAUUUCUUCCAGUAAGAUGACGUGCCAAGUGUUUUUGAAUUUCACGCUAUGGGUACGAGGCUGUUUCCGGGCAUCCAUUACCUAUUGGGACCAGCUCAUUGCCAACGGGGAGUUCAACAUCAUCGUCCUCACAGAAAAUGAAAAGUACACAGUGGAGAAGAACGUGUCUACGCCAGGAAUCAGCGUUUACUUUGAGGCCUAUCUGUACAGCACGGCCAACCACUCUGAAGCUCAGUGGCAGCUGCCGACAGCAACACCAGGCAGCACCACAGGCAGACACCCCUCCAUCACCACGGACGAGGAAGAUGAUGAGAGAGACCUAGAUCAGGAGAACCAGAAAGUGAAGAAACCCAAGAAGGUUUACUGCUACAUAUCACCCAAGCAAUUCUCAGUGAAAGAGUUUUACCUGAAAAUCAUCCCCUGGCGCCUUUCUACCUUCAGAGUUUGCCCGGGAACAAAGUUUUACUACCAUGGCCCAGACCCCUUGCACAAGCUGCUGACCCUGGUGGUGGACGACGGGAUACAACCUCCUGUGGAGCUCAGCUGUAAAGACAGAAACAUCAUGGUGGCCACAUUCAUCAGCUUUUUGCAUAAAAACAUUGGCGGAUCUGAAACCUUCCAGGACAAAGUAAAUUUUUUCCAGCGGGAACUCCGCCAAAUGCACACGAGACGACCGCGAACCAAGGUCCUGUUGAAAGUCAGCCGCUUCGGUUUUCUUGAAUCUUCAAUAAAGGCCACAAGGAACUUUUCUGUAUCCGACUGGAGCAGGAAUUUCGAGGUACUUUUCCAAGACGAGGAAGCACUAGAUUGGGGUGGACCCCGCAGGGAGUGGUUUGAGUUGACUUGCAAAGCUCUUUUUGACACCAGCAAUGGUCUGUUCAUGCACUUCAGUGAUAAUAACCAAGGGCUGGUCCACCCAAACCCUGAUCGAGCACUUCACCUGCGCCCUAAGAUUUACGAGUUUGCAGGGAGAGUGGUUGGGAAGUGCCUGUACGAGUGCUCACAGGGAGGAGGCUAUAAGCAGCUGGUUUGUGCACGCUUCACCCGCUCAUUCCUGGCACAGAUCAUUGGACUCCGAAUGCAUUACAAGUACUUUGCAUCUGAUGAUCCGGAGUUCUACAAGAGUAAAGUGUGUUACAUCCUGAAGAACGAUGUCAGUGAGAUGGAUCUAGUCUUUGCUGAGGAGAAAUAUAACAAGUCAGGGCAGUUGGACAAGGUUGUUGAGCUGAUCGCUGGAGGCGCACAGAUACCUGUAACCAAUGAGAACAAGAUCUUCUACUUGAACAUGCUUGCUCAAUACAGAUUGGCAAAUCAGGUGCGGCAGGAGGUAGAAUUUUUCCUUAAAGGUUUAAAUGAGUUAAUUCCAGAAAAUCUCCUGGCUAUAUUUGAUGAAAAUGAGUUGGAGCUGUUGAUGUGUGGGACGGGCAAUAUCAGUGUGGCUGAUUUCAAAACCCAUGCCGUCACUGUUGGAGGAUCCUGGCAUUUCCGAGAGAAGGUGAUGAAGUGGUUCUGGACGGUGGUGUCCAGCUUUACCCAGGAAGAGCUUGCUCGCUUGUUGCAAUUCACCACAGGUUCCUCUCAGCUGCCUUCAGGGGGAUUUGCAGCUCUUUCUCCAUCCUUUCAGAUCAUUGCUGCACCAACCCACGGCUCCCUGCCCACAGCUCACACCUGUUUUAACCAGUUGUGCCUUCCUACCUAUGAUUCCUAUGAGGAACUGCACAAAUUGCUGAAAUUGGCCAUCAAUGAAGGCAGUGAAGGAUUUGGUAUGCUGUAGCUGAGGCUUUGCAACGUUAAGCAAUGAAUCUACUCAGUGCAAUAUUGUGAGGAACCACAGAGUCCAUGAUUAACCCAUAUCAACAAACUGAUCGUGCCAGAGGCCUUCCCUUCCACCCUGAGAACUUGGCUACUGGACAAACAAUUGAUGGUGAGAGAUCAGUACGUCUGCUACACUUUUCCAAGAUCAACUAAUGCUGCCGGAUGCAAACAUGCAUGCACAGCUGCAAGAAGGAGAAACAUAAGAUUUUCCAAAUACUGUGAGCAGAGCAUUUCUUCUAACUCACCAACAGUUUACUCUGGGAGAAACUCAAGAGGGUUGAGAGCCUGAUCAGACUUGUGUCUGUCAGUAAGGAAGAAAAUGAACAUUUUGAUUGGCAGCCAGUGGCCUCAGACAGUCCCUCGUCCGUCUAUUACUCUUUGUCUUUUCUCUGAAAGGAUGGAAAGAAUUUGGUGCUUGUAUUCUGGAUUCCCCCCAACGCUCAAACCACCAAGAGCCUUGGCAUGCUCUGACCUCCAAUUCGUAGCCAAGUGAGGUGCUUCUAAAGUAGAUUUUGUGCUCCUUUCUCCAAGCCACCUCGUCGUCCCAACCACCGAGUGACAGACUGGAUUAAUGAUCUUGACAAACAACCUCACUAACCUUCAAAUUGAUGGACUUCUAUGUUUGUUAAUGGUCUGUGUAGUUAGCCACAGACCCACAAAAAAAACUUUAUUUUCAUGCAAGAUUUUAUUCAAACUCGCACAACUGAUAGUUGUUUAAGUUGUUGAAGUGUGACAAUGUAACUUGACGGGUACAGUGAUAGAGAGCAGAAUGGGGGAAGGAGGUGGGUGGUAAGAAACAGCACUAGAUGUCUCCAGUUAAUUUUUCACAAGUGUUUUCUAACAGUCACAAAAGUCACAAAUCUAGAGGCGGGAAAUACAUUUUGCACCAACCUACUGUACUUAUGUUUUAAUUCUCAGCUUAGAACUUUCUAUAACGUUGUGUUUCAGAGCCAAGUUGUGAUGAGCACCACAUUGAGGAGUGGAAGAUGAUUUAUACAGUUCCUUUACUUGAGAAGCGGCAAAUUCUUAUUGUAUGAUCUUUGGUAAAUCGCAGAGAGUUAUACUGAGGACUCUGUUAAUGGAUUGAUCGUUGUAACAAAGGUGGUCACUGUGGCAGACCAGAUUUUCUAUACUCUUAUCGGUAAGGAAGAAAAUUAGAUUUUAUCCAAUAAUUUGUUUAUCUUCUAGUGACUUUAGAGUUGAAAUGCAAAGCACUAGCUCAAUAUUGCACAGCCUUCGGAAACUUGGAGUCUAGCUGGGACUUUCCUGCAUUACUGAAAUUGGAACCCCCUCUCUUGUCCCCUCAUCUCGACAUUCAGAACCAAAACAAAUACAGUCUGUAUGUGUAUGUGAACACAGAUAUAUAUUUGUGCCCUGCACAGGAUGCAUGAACAUGCAUGGGUAGCUGCAGUUAACAUGGCAGGGUCUGAAUGAACCUAGCUUGAACUUCUCAAUUGAGAUUACUGCUCAAUCAGAUGACCACAGGCUGGUUUAAACCGGACCUACAUUUAUCCCUUUGUUUCUCCCCCCAAAUCCCUCCCUGUCCAAAGUGAGGCAUCUGUUAGUUCUGGGAGCAGCAAAAGUGUGACUGACCAGCAAAGUAUAUUCAGAGCCAACAGACUUUAAGGUAAUCUGACCACUUCAUAGACACUUUGGGGAAAAAUUGGCAGGAGGAUAUAACAUUGUUCAACUACAUAGAACAGAUACUUGAACAUUGAGCAAGAAUUUUGAUAUCAAACACAUGGGAUAGAAAAGUAGAUUAUUUUAUUUCCCUUUUACUGAAACGUUCAGCCUUUUCUAACAAUGGAGGAUUUUUAUAUUUCCUAAAACUUAUAUUUUUAAAAAAAAGACCCUCAUGUGUACAAGUGAUAGUUGCAUCGCUCUAUGUGUCAUGUUGGUGGUGUUUCUCUCUUCACCUGUCCCUCCCGAUAUUUUAACAAUCUUCAGAAAUGUGUGACAGUAAGUACAAGAGCACUAAGUGGUGGUGGGAAAAGUUCUAGACAUGCAUUGCUGGAAUUAUGCCUGCUGUUAACUCAUGUUUUGCUUUUGUUCAGUCCUGCUCUGUCAACAUUAUCUGAUAGUGAAUAGGAAUUAUCUGCUUCAUUUAAUGAAACUCAUAAUUUAAAGAGAAGUGAGCAUUUGAUUUGAUUUGAAAUAUUUGCUCUUUCCUCCCCCGAUUUCCCCCGAAUCACAAGAAUAAUAGAUCUGUAGACAUUACAGAAAGGGAAAUUUGUGCCUCUUCUGGCGUCGUUUUCACCUUUCGGUUGGAAGAUUUGUGUAUCAUGCCCCACAUCAGGUCCUGAACUCAUAGUCCAGUCUGACACUCCAGCGCAAUGCUGUGGAAGUGCUGUAUUGUCUGAGGAGUUGUUGAACCAAAGUUCAUUUUGCCUGUUCAGGUGAACCCUAAUGAUCUCAGGACACGAGUUGAAAAGAAGAGGGAAUUUGGCACAAGUCAGCAAGGACCUAUUUUACUGCUUUCACUUUCCAGAACCAGCAUAGCACUGGGGGAAGAACCAACACAGAUUUCUUUUUUUCUCAAAAGGUGGAUAAAUAUUUAAUGUUUUUCAAGGAAAAAGAAACCUUUGAAAUAUUCUGAAGGUGGGGAUUUGUUAAUGUUUGAAAGUGUUGCGCUACAGCAUCGCUACUUUUAACAUUUGUUCAAUCUAAUUCCCCCUCGUCGUGUAAAAUGAGAAGGGUUAAAGUGUUGCCUAAUGGGUUUUUUUGAAUAGAGAAUGAAAAGGUCUUUGUUUAGGGAAUUUCUAUGUACAUUUGGAAAAAGAAUUCCACUAUUGACUUAAAAAAAUUGUUGUUUGGAAUGUUACUCACUGUUAAUCAAUCUAAUGUGUAGAUCCACAGGGAAGGAGGGUGAUUUAUUUCUGAAAGCUCACUUUGACAAUGUUAAUUUUUAAGAUGAGUGAUUAUUUUUUCUGUUCUUUCUUGCUUUUUCAAUCUUCAUUUUUUCCCCUUGUUGUUCAAGUCCUGGUGUGGGUACUUACUACAGGGAACAAUCCGGUAUUGUGAGGCUACCAGAAACAAGGUGACUAAUUAGACAAGUGUAGAGGAGAGGCGUCAUUUAUCAUGUGGUGGGUGGGGGGGGUGGGGGGGUGUAUGCCAUUGAAGGAGUGCUGAAGCUGUCAGUGAAGAGGAGAAGGGUCAAGUGUCCUCAGGAGGCAGCACUGAAUAGCGCCAUGAGGGGUGGACAUUAAACUCCAUUAGGGAAUGAACCAUGGCAGUGUGCUGAUUGCCAAGAGUAUAUGGUGAAGAGUUGCUCAUUGAACGCUAUGAGGGAUUAUUCCAGGGAGGAUGUUGAGUACUGUGAGCUAACAGGAGGUUGGGCGACCUGUGCCUUUAUAGGCAUGUAUCAGACAAAGGAAAGGCAAAUAGUGCCUAAGGGAGUGCACUGGGACAUGAUUUAUUGUGCUAAUCUGUCACAGCAUCAAUAGCCGGAAAAUUAUGAUCUUAGAAUGUUCUUCAGGAGCAGGUCAGGUAACCCCAAAAAUGUCCAGCUCUUGUCCGGUGGGAGGACUAACCAGUUUAAGGAGUUGGAAGCACCUAGUAACUCUUACUCUCUUUACGUAAUAAGCACAAAUUUCGGAGAAGUGAUUUUCUAUUUUUUUCUAUCACAAUUACUGCACUUUGAAGAGACUGCAGUCUUUCAGCAGCCUCACCUCACUCUACUGCAGGUUAAAACACAGACAGAUUAGAAAAGUCAGUGUUGCAGUUGUUUCAAAUGGGAGACUCCAUAACAAGUUUGAAGAGAGAGUGAAAAUGGCUCUGUGAGGAAAGCAAUGAUUUAAAUGCACAGAAUUAAUUGCUCGUUUUCAGGUGUUUGUAAUAUGGGACCUGAUUUUGCAACAAAUGCUGCAUAGGAUUUCAGUUAAUUGGCAAAUAUGAGUCAGGGUAAAUAUUGUUGUCAUAGCCUCCUGCCAGCAGUUCUUGUCCACGCUUAUUCAGAUAAGAUGGGAACCCCAUGCAGUGCCACUAAUCAGCUCUGAGUGUUGCAUACUUUGCCUUUCUAAAAGCAAAUUGAUCCAUAUCCCAUUUAAUUUCCUACCUUGGGUUCCAGUGUAAAUGUAAAAAUGGCCUUUAACUUGAAUGUUAGAACCGUGGGCCCUGGUUAGAAGAUGUUCUGCAGGGAUACAUAGGAAUGCACAUUAAAUGGAGACACCAGGGUCCACUUAAAUAUAUUCUCUCCAGUCCUCCAUUGUCUCAGCUCUGAAGCCUUGCCUGUCUCCAUCACUUGUGCAGAGCUGUAGGAGGUACCUGUGACAAUCUGAGGUAGACCUUAGGUCUGGUCAAGGUGACGGUCACAUGGAGCUUCUCCAGCUGCUAGACCCUUCAUUUGUGGAGCUGGUCAGCAGGUAACAGGGAGAUUAUAUCUCAGAUACAGAUCAAACACAGAAAGGAAAAAAGAUAAAUACGAGCCAGCACUUUGCUUACACAAUGCAAACUUAAAAUGCACUGGAUCAUGUUUUGUGUACUUCAAUGUAAAUAUUCUCAGCGUAUCAAAACUCAGCGUAUCUCAGCGUUGCCACCAGGAAAGUUUUAAUACUACCCUUUGUGAAUAGCUGUGAACUGAAUAUUAUUUAUUUGUAGAGGAAUGGUACCCAAUUUGAAACAUUUUUGUAUUUUAAGUGCUGAUUGCAAUGCUUGAUGGUGUGGAUACUCUGGAAUAUUUUUACUGUUUCUGAUUAAAUAAUGAUGAAUGGA
Callorhinchus milii (elephant shark) is the source of this 8078-nucleotide messenger RNA. RefSeq names its product apoptosis resistant E3 ubiquitin protein ligase 1 (gene arel1). NCBI's taxonomy places the organism in Eukaryota, Metazoa, Chordata, Chondrichthyes, Chimaeriformes, Callorhinchidae. Gene Ontology annotation, biological process: proteasome-mediated ubiquitin-dependent protein catabolic process; protein polyubiquitination; positive regulation of protein catabolic process. Gene Ontology annotation, molecular function: ubiquitin-protein transferase activity. The record is from RefSeq and is a predicted model, not a curated record.